AUGGCUAUCAAGACGAAGAGUAGUCUAAUUCCGAGCUGUUCUUCGCCGGAGGAUCUGAAACGCGUUCUGCAGACGCUAGGCUCGAGCUGGGGAGACGUAGUCGAGGAUCUUGAGCGUCUUGAGGUUGUUCCGUUAAAAGGAGCCAUGACGAACGAGGUUUAUCAGAUCAAUUGGCCUACCUUAAACGGCGAAGAUGUCCACCGGAAAGUCCUUGUUCGGAUCUACGGAGACGGCGUUGACCUUUUCUUCAACAGGAACGACGAAAUCAAAACCUUCGAGUGUAUGUCUCACCAUGGUUAUGGACCUAAGCUCCUUGGCCGCUUCUCCGAUGGUCGCCUUGAAGAGUUCAUCCACGCCAGAACUCUUUCUGCAGGUGAUCUCCGUGUAGAAGAAACAUCUGAUUUCAUCGCUGCGAAGCUAAGAGAGUUUCACAAGCUUGAUAUGCCUGGUCCAAAGAACAUUCUACUCUGGGAAAGACUCAGGACUUGGCUUAAGGAGGCCAAGAACUUGUCUUCACCGAUUGAGAUUGAUAAGUUUCGUUUGGAAGCUAUGGGAGAUGAAAUCAACUUGCUGGAAGAGAGGUUGACUCGUGACGAUCAAGAGAUCGGUUUCUGUCACAACGAUCUUCAGUACGGUAACGUCAUGAUUGAUGAAGAAACCAACGCUAUUACCAUCAUAGACUAUGAGUAUUCGAGUUUCAACCCAAUUGCUUAUGACAUCGCGAACCACUUCUGUGAAAUGGCUGCUAAUUACCAUUCAGACACUCCUCAUGUCCUGGACUACACUCUAUAUCCAGGAGAAGAAGAACGGAGAAGGUUCAUUAGCACAUACCUUGGCUCUACAGGGAAUGCAACAAGUGAGGAAGAAGUGGAGAGGUUGAUGAGUGAUGCAGAGAACUACACUUUGGCAAAUCAUAUCUUUUGGGGCUUAUGGGGAAUCAUCUCGGGGCAUGUGAACAAGAUUGAGUUCGAUUACAUGGAAUAUGCAAGGCAGAGAUUUGAACAGUACUGGCUUAGAAAGCCCUUGCUUCUGGAUUCACCUUGA
Thlaspi arvense is the source of this 1044-nucleotide messenger RNA. Lineage: Eukaryota; Viridiplantae; Streptophyta; Magnoliopsida; Brassicales; Brassicaceae. The record is from the annotation of a GenBank genome assembly.